UAAAGAUGAAUUAUUGGUUCAAGGGAAUGCGUAGUAAGAUCGAAAAGAUUGUCCGAAAUUGUAUUAGCUGUAUUCUGGCUGAGAGAAAAUCUGGAAAACAAGAAGGCUGCUUACAUCGCACGCAAAUAAAGACGAAAGAAGAUCUCAUACUUAAGGAUCUUCUUGAAGAAGAAGAAGCUGCGGCAUUUUUAGAGAAACGUAGUGAAACGCGACGACAAGCAAAAGAAGCAAUCGCUAAAAUUCAGGAAGAAAUCAAACGGAGCUAUGACAGAAAGAGAAAAGCACCAAGUAUAUAUAAGGAAAAUGAUUUGGUUGCCAUUAAACGGACACAAGGCGGACCUGGUCUGAAGUUUGCUGCGAAAUAUUUUGGUCCAUAUCGGAUUAAACGAGUUCUUCGGAAUGAUAGAUACAUAGUGCAGAAGAUUGGCGAAGGAGAAGGUCCUCGUAUGACAUCCUCGGCGGCGGAUCACAUGAAGCCCCAAAUAAACACGAUAUUGGAAGAAAUCGUGACGCAAGAAAUUUGCGAAACACAGAGCGAAUU
This is a messenger RNA of Nylanderia fulva, 541 nucleotides long. The record is from RefSeq and is a predicted model, not a curated record. NCBI's taxonomy places the organism in Eukaryota, Metazoa, Arthropoda, Insecta, Hymenoptera, Formicidae.